This is a messenger RNA of Aureococcus anophagefferens, 654 nucleotides long. RefSeq lists its product as hypothetical. Gene Ontology annotation, biological process: cell adhesion. NCBI's taxonomy places the organism in Eukaryota, Pelagophyceae, Pelagomonadales, Pelagomonadaceae. Gene Ontology annotation, cellular component: integrin complex. The annotation marks the transcript as partial. The transcript has 3 exons. The record is from RefSeq and is a predicted model, not a curated record.
AUGAAUUUUGGCCCGGAGGGCUCUCUGACGAACACUGGCCGGAGAGAUGGCUAUUAUGUCAACGCGGCCUCUUUCCAAGGAUUUGAACCCGACGGGACUUCAGGCGUCAGUGUCGCACCCGCUGGCGAUGUGGACGGGGAUGGCAUGGAUGAUAUUUUGAUCGGGGCGCCAGGUGUAAAACAAGCAUACGUUCUCUUCGGUUCCUCGGGCUACGCUGCGUUUCGACGGCAGCUCACCAUGGGUAAUUUGAACGGUUUUGAUGGGUUCAAGAUGUACGGUGAGCAUGCUGGCGACUGCGCCGGGUACGAUGUCGCCGCAGCUGGAGAUUUCAAUAACGAUGGUGUCGACGACUUGGUUGUUUCUGCUAUGCUUUCAAACGCGGGGGAGGUGGACGGAGGAAACACAUAUGUCAUCUUUGGAUCCCAAUUUGAUGCCAAGCUGGACAUGAUACCGAAGAAAAAACCGGAUGGGACCUACGGCGCAGCCAUCAUCGCGGAUUGUGACAUUGAGGUCGUCUCAAGUGCGGGGGAUUUCAAUGACGAUGGUUUCGAGGACAUGGCACUCGCUUGUCCAUCGAACGCCGACGGAUCGGGCACGGUUUUUAUCGUAUUUGGUGGCGACGCUAUCAAAGCAUCUACCGAACUGUCAGAUUUG